CUCCGUCUAUACACCGGCCAUGCUUAUCAUGGAGUCAAGAAUUAACUUCCAUAGAUUUCAUGAGAGAGUUGGAUAGGAGAAUAUACGUAGCGUUGUAACAGCCACAGCGAGUAUUGAUAGAUCGCGAGCUCUAUACAAGCCUGAGCUGCCGACCGAUCUUUGACAAGUCGGCUGUGUGCCUGCUUCACAGUUAAAACGUAUUGAAGUUACUGAAACAAUGCUAGGUCGCUAUGAAAGAGGGCCCUUUCCUUUUCCCUGGUUCUUCUUGAAUCGUUCUAUCUCAGUUGUUAUCGGAAGUGUACUACACCUACCAUGGGGAUUCGUGUAAUACUGUACUAUUUGCUAUUCAGCUUUAUCCAAAGGAGUUACCCACAUGUGAUUAUAAAACAACGAGGACAGAGCACCAUACCCACUAGGUAUGGCCAUGUGAGAGGGGUGUUGGUGGAACUACCCGUCAAACCCCCGGGCGCCAGCUUACAAAAUGUGGAGGCGUAUCUCGGUUUGCAAUUUGGUUUUUUAAGGUCCGAUAUUUUACGGUUUAUGGCCCCUAAGGGUCCAGUGGAUACGUGGAGAAAUGUGAGAUAUGCAGACAAUUAUUCGGAACCGUGUCCUCAAAAAAAGUUUAGUCGGAAGGAACUGAGGAAGUUUUUACCAAACGGAACUAUUGAGCAUAUACACCGUGUGUCACAGUUCAUAAACAAUACGUCAGAGGAAUGUUUACAUCUCAACAUCUAUGUUCCGACGAAAAACAAAUCGCAAAAUGAAGGAGGACACGAAAAAGCCAUGGUAUAUGAGUUUUCCCUGUUAUUGCUGCUUAUCGACGACAAGGACAGUAAACAGAUUGUGAGGCCCAUUGUCUGGCAAAUUUAGCCGAGUCCACCAAUGAUUAUAAGAAAAGAUGCAAACAACACAAGAACUGCUCUUCAGGGAAAUCAACACCUUCCAAACACGUAAUGGUAGACAUACAGGCUACAUUUUCUGUGGACUAUCUACACAAUAUACAUCAUUGUGUUUUAACAUUCUUUUAUAAAAAAGGAUGUGUCGUUGAAAUUCAGAAACUUACUCAAGUUGAUAAAACAAUAGUUGUUCCACUAUUUGUUUGUACGAGUCCGUAUAUAGUAAAUAUAGUACAAUACUAUUUUGAUAAAAUUUGUUUUUGUGCGUCCAUACGAUAGAGCAUAUCGAUAACAGUUUGUAGACAGUAUGAUAUGAGUAUCUGGUACACAUUUCGUACUCUUUAAAAGUGCACAUCUGAUUAAAGUCAUUAAGACUGGAACAGAUAUCAAAAAAGACAUAAUUGCAUUUUUGGAUUUAACCUGAAU
Pecten maximus is the source of this 1322-nucleotide messenger RNA. RefSeq names its product neuroligin-4, X-linked-like. The record is from RefSeq and is a predicted model, not a curated record. Gene Ontology annotation, biological process: neuron cell-cell adhesion; postsynaptic membrane assembly; presynaptic membrane assembly. Gene Ontology annotation, molecular function: neurexin family protein binding; signaling receptor activity. Gene Ontology annotation, cellular component: synapse; postsynaptic membrane; cell surface. The transcript is spliced from 2 exons. The coding region runs from base 313 to 870 and encodes 185 amino acids. NCBI's taxonomy places the organism in Eukaryota, Metazoa, Mollusca, Bivalvia, Pectinida, Pectinidae.